Messenger RNA from Clarias gariepinus (North African catfish), 4243 nucleotides. RefSeq names its product toll-like receptor 8. Gene Ontology annotation, molecular function: protein binding; pattern recognition receptor activity. Gene Ontology annotation, cellular component: plasma membrane. Lineage: Eukaryota; Metazoa; Chordata; Actinopteri; Siluriformes; Clariidae. Gene Ontology annotation, biological process: positive regulation of interleukin-6 production; canonical NF-kappaB signal transduction; toll-like receptor signaling pathway. The transcript has 2 exons. The coding region runs from base 148 to 3330 and encodes 1060 amino acids. The record is from RefSeq and is a predicted model, not a curated record.
AGCAGUGAAGGAGCUUUGGGGAAAACCAAACACAAUGUUCAUGGGGAAAAUCUCACCUCCUAUUAAUACACACACACACACAUACACACACCGCAGGAGAAAGAGUGCUGGUUGGCAGUUUGAGCAAAACUUCCUUUUUUCCCACAGAUGCAGCUGUGUAUGAAUCUCUUCACAUCACUCAUUCAGCUGACGGCUCGUAAAGGAACUAUAUAUGGAAUCGCUAACAUGGAGACUAGCAAACAUUGGCUUCUGCUAGGAUGCUGGGUGAUGACCACGCUUCCCAUCAGCUUAGCGAUCUGCACAGAUAAAAUACAACUGAGGUUCCAUCCAUGUGACAUGCAAGAGAAUUACACUACCGGGAUAGUAACGUUCUACUGCAGUGGCCGAAGUUUGCGUUCCAUCCCAGACAUUUUUCCGAACACCACCAUUCUCAAUGCAUCAUACAAUGAAAUCAACAACCUAACAGUGGACUCGCUAAAAGACUGUAAACAACUGGAAAUUCUCAAACUAGACAGGAUAAGCAAAAAUCGGAAUGUAACCAUCGCUGAGGGGGUUUUUGCCAAUUUGACAAAACUGAAAGUUUUAACGCUUAAUGACCUGGGCCUGUCCAAGGUGCCUACAGAACUCCCAAGAACCCUGAGAGAACUGAGACUGGACAGGAACAAAAUAAUCUCAUUAAGUUCCAGAAACUUUUCACGAUUAAGAGAGCUGACCCAUCUUUACAUGUCCAAAAACUGUUAUUAUUUUAAUAGCUGUUUCAGGAGCUUUAAGAUUGAGAACAGAACUUUUUCCAGCUUGGACAGGUUGGAACAUCUGAGCUUGUCAUAUAAUAACCUUUCCCAUGUUCCCAGAGACUUACCUGUCUCUCUAAUAACACUCGACCUCGCUUCCAACAUGAUAUCGUUCAUCGGAGAAGAUGAUUUCAAAGAGCUCUCAAACCUCAAAACUCUUAAAAUCCAGGGAAAUUGUCCACGCUGCCACAAUGCUCCGUAUCCCUGCGUUCCAUGUGCAAAUGGCUCUAUCGAUAUUCACGAACGAGCUUUCGACCACCUUAGGAACCUUACGUUAUUGCAUCUUGCUGGAAAUUCUAUUUCUUUCAUUAAUAAAGAAUGGUUUAAUAACCUCCCUAAUCUGAGGGAACUCUACCUUUCCUACAAUUUUUUAAGCAAUCAGAUCGGAAAUGAAACUUUUUUGAAUAAUUUAGGUUUUUUGAGAAAACUCGAUCUCUCAUUUAAUUAUGGAUUACAAUCUUAUCCAGAAACAGUGAACCUUUCCUCGUCCUUUGCCAACUUGUCCAGUCUUCGCACGCUGCACAUGCAAGGUUUGGUUUUCAAAAAGAUUGAAAAAGACUCUCUGCAACAUCUUUAUGGUUUGCAGAAUCUGUCCACAUUAGAUCUAGGAAUAAAUUUUAUCGUGCAUGUGGAUCCAGAUGUCUUUAAGCAGUUUCAUCAUUUAAAGCUGCUGUAUCUGUCAGAAAACCGUCUCUAUCCUAUCACUAACUCUGAGGUUAGAACGGCAGACAAUAACGUGAAGCCGCCACGCUUCAACCUCCCGGGGCUGAUGGAUUCUAGUUCUCAACAACAACCAGAUCCUUUUACUAAGCCUAUCCCGAGGCUCAUCAAACCAGAGUGCUACGCUGCUGGCCGCGUCUUGGACCUGAGCAGAAAUAAUCUGUUUUUUAUUUCCCCAAAGCAAUUUGAAGGUUAUGAAAACAUUUCCUGCCUCAACCUGUCCAGAAACGGCUUUGCAUCAGCGUUAAAUGGGACAGAAUUCACAACACUGCCUUACCUAAAAUAUUUAGACUUGUCUUACAAUAAGAUUGAUUUGGCCUACAAUUAUGCUUUUGAAGAAUUAAGGGAGCUGGAGGUGCUUGACAUCAGCAGUAACUCCCAUUACUUCACAGUGCCUGGGGUGACGCAUAAUUUGUUUUUCAUACAGAAUCUACCUAAGCUGAGGGUACUAAACAUGAGCUCCAACGGCAUUUUCACCCUGACGACCAGGUACAUGUGCAGCGACUCACUUGCCGAGCUCCAGUUCCAGGACAAUCAACUUGGGAAGCUUUGGAAAGAUGAGAAGUACGAGAAACUUUUCUGGAACUUAACAAAUCUGACAAAUCUUGAUAUAUCGUCGAACUACAUCUGGACGAUACGUACAAACGUUUACAAAUACUUGCCUGUCACUUUGAAAAGAUUCAGCCUGAGCCACAAUAAUCUGAAGAGUCUCAACUGGACGUUGAUGAGGAACUUCAUACACCUCGAAGAGCUCAUACUCAGCCACAACAUCAUGAGCUCUGUCUCUGAAGACAUAACCCUGAAUAUUCCAUCAUUACGUUACCUUGACCUGAGCUAUAACAAGAUCUAUCAGCUGGCAGAUCGGUUUCUUGAAAAUGCUCUUAAUCUUAAAGAGCUGGAUCUGAGUUUUAAUAAAAUAAGCAUCAUUAGAAAUUCAACCUUCCCAUCCAAUGAGGCACUUCAUUUGGAAACAUUGUGCCUUCAUAACAACCCCUAUCACUGCACAUGUGACAUGUUGGACUUUAUCCUUUGGAUUAAGUAUAGCAAGGUGAAAAUCCCCAAACUGUACACUUCAUUGAAAUGCAACAUCCCUGAAGGGAUCAAAGGUCGCAGGCUGAUAGAAUUUGACAUCAAACAGUGCCUUGACCCUAACGUUGCCUGUAUCUACAUUGUCACCACUUUGUUCAUUGUGUGCGUCACUUUUGUAGCCACCUUGAUGCACUUGUUUUACUGGGACCUCUCAUACGUGUUCUACUACACAAGGGCUAAAGUUAAAGGCUACCAGCACCUGAGCUCUAGAGACAAUGUCUACGAUGCCUUUGUUACCUAUGACACCAAAGACCCGCAGGUGUCUGAUUGGGUCCUGAACCAUCUCCGGGUUCAACUGGAGGAACAAGGUGAUCACUUCCUUCCAGUCUGUUUGGAAGAACGUGACUGGCUGCCUGGCUGCCCCAUUCUGGACAGCCUGACCCGAAGCAUCCGCCAGAGCCGCAAGACGGUCUUUGUCCUCACAAAUUCCUACGUGGACAGCGGCUCGUUCAAGAUGGCCAUGUACCUGGCGCACCAGCGGCUCCUGGACGAAAGUGAUGAUGUGAUCGUCUUGCUGCUACUUGAGCCCGUUUUACAGAACUCGCAUUUCCUGCGUCUACGGAGGCGUCUUUGCAGCCACAGCGUGCUGGAGUGGCCCCGGACGCCCGCCGCAGAGCCCUGGUUCUGGCAGUGUCUGAGAAACGCAAUUCGGGUCGAGAACAAAGUCAUGUACAACAACAUCUACUCCAGAUACUUUACUAUCAAAAAGAGGCCGCGAGAGAAACAAUGAACGACAAAAAAUACAUUCAGAUUCAUGUAUUUUAUAUUCCCUUUCCAGUUAACAGAUGUGUUAUAUCUAUGUUUUAUAUAGUAGAGCUUUUGCAAGUUGGUUCCUAGGGUGUUGCUCUCCCAGAUGGUUGCUAGACUGUUGCUAACUAGUCAAUAUGGUAUGAUAUGAUAUUGUCCAGUGGAUUGUGCUGGUAUUUAGUUAGUUGCUAGCUAUGAUAGUACAGUUGUUGCCAGGGUGUUGUAGAUGGUUGCUAUGUUGUUGCUAAGUGUUAUAUUCCAGCUGCUUUUUGGAAGUUUUAGCCGAUGUGCUAGUGGGGUUCUGGGCUUCCACAACUUGCUGUAAAAAAAUCCAACCUUCAGACAUGAUGUGUGUCUUGGCUGGACUUUGUUUGAAAUCAACCAAACAUUGUGAACGUGUUGCUGAAAUGUGGCUUUAAAGCCCUUCUCUCUCAGCAGCGUGUUGUUUCUCUACACCGUGCUAUCAGAAGGAACGCUGUACUGUACUGGGAAAGGUUUGUUUCCAAUGUGGUUGGGAUUGUAAACAGUGUGUGUGUGUGUGUAUGUGUGUGUGUGUAUGUGUGUGUAUUGUAUUAAAUAAUGGUUCUCUGAAUUUAAUGCGAUGUGUGAAAACAUUCUACCAGAUGUGUGAUCAGUGAUAGUGAGAGUUUACACACUUUUACAUAAUAACUCUGAGAAUCUCAUUCAAAUGAAAAUGUUUUUGUAUGUUUAAUAGUUUUUUGUUUUUUAGCUGAUAUCAUUAACAUUUGUUCUUUUUGCUCUUAAUAAAAUUUUAGAAUUUGUUUACAUUACAACUUGUUUGCUUGAAUUAUUAUUUUUUUAUUAAUAUAUUCUUCUUACUUUUUGUUGUUUAUUCCUUUUGACUUGUUUUCAUCAUUCUUUUUAUUGUUGUUUUU